CCACCGGAAGCGCCGCUGUGUUGCCGUUAGCUUUAGCCUCCGGAGCUAACCCCGAGUCCGGCUCAGCUGUGAAAAUGUUACCGCUCUCCAUCAAAGACGACGAGUACAAACCUGCCAAGUUCAACCUGCUGCUCAAGAUUUCGGGAUGGUUCAGGUCCAUUCUCGCAGACAAAACCUCCAGGAAUCUGUUCUCGUUCCUGUGCCUGAAUCUGUCCUUCGCCUUCGUGGAGCUGGCCUACGGGCUGUGGAGUAACAGUUUAGGUCUGAUCUCGGACUCCUUCCACAUGUUCUUCGACUGCACGGCGCUCCUGGCCGGACUCGCCGCGUCGGUGAUCUCGCGCUGGAGAUCCAACGACAGCUUCUCCUACGGAUACGUGAGAGCCGAGGUUCUGGCCGGAUUCGUGAACGGGCUGUUUCUCAUUUUCACGGCGUUUUUCAUUUUCUCUGAAGGAGUCGAGAGAGCUCUGGAGCCUCCGGACGUGCACCACGAGCGGCUGCUGCCCGUCAGCGUCGCCGGGCUCCUGGUCAAUCUGGUCGGAAUUGUGUUUCAGCACGGAGGCCACGGACACUCGCACGGAGGAGACGCAGGUCACGGUCACAGUCACUCCCUGUUUAACGGCCUGAGCCACGGCCACAGCCACUCGGAGAAACACUCACACGGAGGAGGACACGGAGGACACGGAGGACACGGAGGACACGGAGGACACGGAGGACACGGAGGACACGGAGGACACGGAGGACACGGAGGACACGGAGGACACGGAGGACGGGGACACGGGCACAGUCACGCAGGAGCAGACGGCCACUCACACGACCAUCACGAGAAACACGGACACGCGCACGACCACGGAGGACACAGCCACGACGACCACCAGUGCCACGACGAACCUCUGACACCGGGAAAAGGCUCCAGCAAACAGAUUCUACAAGGCGUCCUGCUGCACAUCAUCGCAGACACUCUGGGCAGUAUCGGAGUCAUUAUUUCAGCCAUUCUGAUGCAGAAAUACGACCUGAUGAUCGCAGACCCCAUCUGCUCCAUGCUCAUCGCUCUGCUCAUAGGAGUCAGUGUGGUGCCUCUGCUCAAAGAAUCUAUCGGCAUCCUGAUGCAGAGAACCCCCCCGUCUUUAGACCACGCCCUCCCCGAGUGCUAUCAACGAGUGCAGCAGCUCCAGGGCGUGUAUAACCUGCAGGACCCUCACUUCUGGACCCUGUGCACGGACGUUUACAUCGGCACCAUCAAACUCCUGGUGUCUCCAGACGCAGACACCAGAUGGAUACAGAGCCAAGCGCACAAUAUAUUCACACAGGCGGGCGUCCGGCAGCUCUACGUUCAGAUCGACGUCGCCGCCAUGUGAAGCUCCGCCCCCCCUUCCUCCCGUUGGACCAAAGCCUGACCUUUGACCCGCGCUGAGCCGGGGCGGGGCCGGACUCUCGGGAGGUCACGUGAUCGGGUGGGAGGGGCUUAAACUGUGACGGACUCCGAGGCUCCUCCCACUCUCCCGUUUCUGUUCCCGUUUGACGCAGGAACGAGUUUGGAUUUUUAAAGCGGCGACGUCGGGAGAAAAUCUGAAAACGUGAACGGAAGUCGACGAGAAAAAAACAGAUUUUAAUUGAGACAUAAAGUGAAUAUUUUUAUUUCAGUCUAAUUUUCAUCUUUUUACUUAAGAUUUCUUUUUUUUUUUUUUUUUUUACUUCAGAAACUUCUCGAGUCUUUUCUAAAACACGCACACAUUUAAACUGUACGAAGUGUCUUGCCCAAGGACA
Messenger RNA from Boleophthalmus pectinirostris (great blue-spotted mudskipper), 1764 nucleotides. RefSeq names its product solute carrier family 30 member 7 (gene slc30a7). Lineage: Eukaryota; Metazoa; Chordata; Actinopteri; Gobiiformes; Gobiidae. The record is from RefSeq and is a predicted model, not a curated record. Gene Ontology annotation, cellular component: membrane; Golgi apparatus. Gene Ontology annotation, molecular function: zinc ion transmembrane transporter activity. Gene Ontology annotation, biological process: intracellular zinc ion homeostasis; zinc ion transport; transmembrane transport.